Tricharina praecox is the source of this 1650-nucleotide messenger RNA. Its product is annotated as putative O-methylsterigmatocystin oxidoreductase. The record is from RefSeq and is a predicted model, not a curated record. NCBI's taxonomy places the organism in Eukaryota, Fungi, Ascomycota, Pezizomycetes, Pezizales, Pyronemataceae. Bases 1 to 1650 code for a protein of 549 amino acids. The transcript has 5 exons. Gene Ontology annotation, molecular function: iron ion binding; heme binding; monooxygenase activity.
AUGGCACUGCCCAUCUACAUCUACGCCAUCCUCGUGCUCGCCGUAGCCCUUGCAGUCGAAAAACUGAUCAAAUCUAGAAAGCCGCUGCCGAGCGGCUAUCGUCGAGUUCCUGGGCCGAAGGGCUUGCCGUUGAUAGGGAAUACACUGCAGAUGGCGAGAAAUCCCCGCCCGCAACAGCAGGUGAGGGAUUGGGCAGAUCAGUACGGAGAGCUGUUUAUGAUCCAGAUGGGGUAUGAGAACUGGGUGUUUUUGAACAGUCCCGAGGCGGUCAAGGAGAUCCUGGAUAAGCAGUCUGCCAUAACGUCGUCGCGAGUGCCGAGCCCCGUCCUUAUGGACCUGGUCUCGGGCGGGAUGCGGUUCUUGCUCAUGCCGUACAGUGCGCCGUGGCGGAAGAUGCGCGGGAUCGUGCACCAGCUGCUGACGCCGCGCAUGUCCGGGACGUUUGUGCCGAGUCAGGAGUUUGAGGCGAAGCAGCUCGUCUUCGAUUGUCUGACGGAUAAUGAAACCGGCAUGGACUUCUAUCAGCAUGUUAGGAGGUAUACCACCAGUGUGGUCAUGACGAGUACUUAUGGAAGGAGGAUUCCGAAAUGGGAUUGCGAUGAUAUCAAGCAGAUCUAUGGCGUGAUGGAGGACUUCUCCAAGACCUCUGCACCAGGCUACUUCCUCGCGGACACCUUCCCGCCUCUUGCCAAGCUCCCGGUAUUCAUGCAAAGCUGGCGCAAAGAAGCCGCCGUAUACUACGAAAGGCAGUGCAACAUUUGGAUGCACUACUGGUCCACGCUCUCCUCGCAGAUCGCCACUGGCGACGCCCCGGCCUGUUUCGUGAAGCAGUUCAAAGACACCGGAUACGAGAAGAUGAACAUUAGCGAGAUGCAGGGCGCAUUCGUGGCCGGAACCAUGAUCGAGGCGGGAUCGGAAACGACUUCGGCGGCACUGAAUAUUGCGCUGCUACAUCUGGCGGCGUUCCCACAGAAAGCCAGAGCGGCCCAGGAAGAGAUCGACCGUGUCGUCGGGCCCAAGAGAUGUCCUUCCUUCGUCGACGAAGACCAGCUGCCGUAUAUCCGCGCCAUCGCGAAGGAAGUACUCCGGAUGUUUCCAACUACCACCUUUGGAAUCCCGCACUACACGGAUGACGACGUGAAGUACAAGGACUUCAUCAUCCCGAAGGGCACCGUAGUCGUCAUAAACCAGCAAAAACUGCACUAUGAUCCCCAGCGCUGGGAGAACCCGUUCGAGUUUCAGCCCGAGCGGUUUCUUUCCUACCCGCUGAAGGCGGGGGCGUACACUGCCAUGGCGGAUGCGAGUAAACGGGACCAUUUCUCGUUUGGAGCUGGCCGAAGAAUCUGCCCGGGCAUGCAUCUUGCCGAAAACUCGCUGUUCAUCACGCUGGCGAGUCUGCUGUGGGCGUUCCACAUUCUGCCGCCGUUGGAUGAGAGCGGAAGGGAGGUCCCCGUUGAUACCAGCGAGGACGCGUUUCUGCUCGGCAGCGGGAUUCUGGCGAAGCCGUUCAGGCUAAGGUUGCUGCCAAGGAGUGAAGAGAUUGAGGGUACGAUUAGGAGUGAGUGGGAGAUGGCGAGGAAGGAGGGGUUUGUGCUCGGCGGUAAUAGAGUUAUGGUUGAUGGCGUUUUCUGCGUAGGGUGUGUUAUGUAG